Molecule: messenger RNA, 740 nt
Organism: Rubroshorea leprosula
Lineage: Eukaryota; Viridiplantae; Streptophyta; Magnoliopsida; Malvales; Dipterocarpaceae
Source: the annotation of a GenBank genome assembly
AAACAGUCACACUACAAAACCCUAACCCUGACCCUCACCCGUUCUUCUCCUUGGCUCCGAGUACAGGGGCACAGGCACACACGACGCGCAGAGUGAAGCAGCCAUGGGUCGCGUCCGUACCAAGACGGUGAAGAAGUCAUCGCGCCAAGUUAUUGAGCGCUACUACUCGAAAAUGACUCUUGAUUUCCACACCAACAAGAAGAUCCUCGAGGAGGUUGCCAUAAUCCCUUCCAAGCGCCUCCGCAACAAGAUUGCCGGGUUCUCGACCCACCUCAUGAAGCGCAUCCAGAAGGGUCCAGUUCGAGGCAUCUCGCUCAAGCUGCAAGAAGAGGAGCGCGAGCGCCGUAUGGACUUCGUCCCGGAUGAAUCUGCCAUCAAGACCGACCACAUCGAGGUCGAUAGGGAGACCAUUGAUAUGCUUUCUGCUCUGGGUAUGAGUGAAUUUCCUGGGUUAGUAAAGGUAGAUCCAGUGGCUGCACCGCUUCCACCAGUUGGGUUUGGUCGUGGUGGAGCUGGGAGGAGGUACUGAGGAGCUGGGGUCACCUGCCGGUGUCGGAUUUUGCUCUCUGGUGAAGUCUUCUUUUCUUAUCCUAGUAGUGCUAGUUAGUUUUACGUUGGGAAUGAAGCUCCUUUCUUGUUAAAUUUUCAUCCUUUUUAGCAGUUUUAAGGUUAUGUAACUUCCAGCUAUAUGAUAAUGGGAAUGACUGAAUGUUUAAGUUAAAUAUAAUCUUCUGAGGCAG